Molecule: messenger RNA, 5625 nt
Organism: Bubalus bubalis (water buffalo)
Lineage: Eukaryota; Metazoa; Chordata; Mammalia; Artiodactyla; Bovidae
Gene: SPECC1L
Product: sperm antigen with calponin homology and coiled-coil domains 1 like
Exons: 16
Coding region: 751-4110 (1119 amino acids)
Biological process (GO): actin cytoskeleton organization
Cellular component (GO): microtubule organizing center; filamentous actin
Molecular function (GO): protein binding
Source: RefSeq, a predicted model, not a curated record
UCUGGCCCCCCAGCCCCCGGCUGGCUCCCUGGCCCGGGCCUCUUGCGGGCUCCGUUUCCGUCGGCCGCGCGCCCCCCACCUGCGCCCCGCUCUCUGCUGGCGGGGUCAACCGAGCGGGCGGAGGGUCCUUAAUUCUCCAAACCCGGUUCAUUGCCUCCGGUUGAACGUGAAUAUUCUAGUUGCCGAGGACAUCUUUGCAUUUCCCGCAAUCCGGUCAUUGUAUGGCUUCAGUGGUUAACGCUUAAGGCAUCGGAGUUGGUCUCUGGGCAGCUCCCCUGGAGAUAGAUGACUUGGGAAAAAGAAAUCAGUGACCACAUAGUUUCGGCCUGCUUAACAAAACCGAGGAAGAAUCCCUGUGAUCACUCAAACGCAAGAGAAUCUGGGUUUGCUGAUGCCCUUGGUAAUUCUCCGGCAAGCACGCGAGGACCCGAGGGAAAUGACCAUAAAUUCGUCGUCCUGUAUCGAUUAUGGGGGAAAUGUCUUUUUUUUUUUUUUUAAGGCAUCUCCAGACAUUGACAAUGUUUCGUAAAUUUGCAAGAGAUGCAAGAAACUACAGAUAAUGUUUGCUAUCACCCCGGGAGCUGCAUCUUGAGAUGAAAUCAGAGCCUGGGGGCUUGGUAGAUACAGCAGACAUCAGUACCUAUGGAUAGCUUAUCAAAUAAAGACAUCGAUGAAGGGUGUACGCUGUGAGGAGAAGUGGGGUAUUGGCCUGGAUUUGCCUGUAAAUGCAUCGCGGAGAGGCAGCCCAGAAUGAAGAAAGCAAGCAGGAGUGUCGGCUCAGCGCCUAAGGUGUCGGGGACGAGCAGAGUGCAGGCAGCGGACAAAACCAGGCCCGAGAGCAGCUCCUCAGCCUCUGCAGGCAGCAGGCCCGUGAAGCCUGGGGCCGCAGCAGCGUUGUCGAAGACCAAGAGCAGUGAUGACCUUUUAGCUGGGAUGGCUGGAGGGGUGACCGUGACCAAUGGUGUCAAAGGCAAGAAGAACGCCUGCUCUUCCGCCGCGCCGUCCGCGCCCGCGCCUGCCGUGAGCGCUGCAGAGAACAGGCCCAGGACCAGCACAGGCACGAGUUCUUCAACCAAGCGGAGCACUUCCACAGGUAAUAAAGAGUCCAGUUCUACUAGAGAAAGAUUACGUGAACGUACCCGACUAAACCAGAGCAAAAAACUGCCUUCUGCAGGUCAGGGGGCUAAUGACGUGGCGUCGGCCAAACGCUCCCGCAGUCGCACGGCUGCGGAAUGCGACGUCCGCAUGAGCAAGUCCAAGUCGGACAAUCAGAUCAGUGACAAAGCUGCUCUGGAGGCCAGAGUGAAGGAUCUUCUCACCUUGGCCAAAACCAAGGACGUGGAGAUUUUACAUCUGCGGAGCGAGCUCCGGGACAUGCGUGCUCAGCUGGGCAUCAGCGAGGACCCCCUCACCGAGGGCGCCGAGAGGUGCGAGGAGAAGGAGGCCAGCGUCGUGCACCAGCCAACUGACGUGGAGUCCACGUUGCUGCAGCUGCAGGAGCAGAACGCCGCCAUCCGCCAAGAGCUCAACCAGCUGAAGAACGAGAACCGCAUGCUGAAGGACCGGCUGAACGCGCUGGGCUUCUCCCUGGAGCAGAGGCUGGACCAUUCCGAAAAGCUGUUUGGCUAUCAGUCCCUGAGCCCAGAGAUCACCCCUGGUAACCAGAGCGACGGCGGCGGGACGCUGACCUCCUCGGUGGAGGGCUCGGCCCCUGGCUCGGUGGAGGAUCUGCUGAGCCAGGAUGAAAACACGCUCAUGGACCAUCAGCACAGCAACUCCCUGGACAACCUGGACAGCGAGUGCAGUGAGGUGUACCAGCCCCUCACGUCCAGCGACGACGCCCUGGACGCACCCUCGUCCUCGGAGUCAGAAGGCCUUCCGAGCGUAGAGCGCUCUCGCAAGGGCAGCAGCGGGAACGCCAGCGAAGUGUCCGUUGCGUGCCUGACGGAGCGGAUACACCAGAUGGAGGAGAACCAGCACAGCACGAGCGAGGAGCUGCAGGCCACUCUGCAGGAGCUGGCCGACCUGCAGCAGAUCACGCAGGAGCUGAACAGCGAGAACGAGCGGCUCGGCGAGGAGAAGGUGAUUCUCAUGGAGUCCCUGUGCCAGCAGAGCGACAAGCUGGAGCACUUCAGCCGGCAGGUUGAGUAUUUCCGCUCCCUCCUGGACGAGCAUCACAUUUCCUACGUCAUCGACGAAGACGUGAAAAGCGGUCGCUACAUGGAGCUGGAGCAGCGCUACAUGGACCUCGCCGAGAACAGCCGCUUUGAACGGGAGCAGCUCCUUGGCGUCCAGCAGCACCUAAGCAACACCCUGAAGAUGGCCGAGCAGGACAACAAGGAGGCUCAGGAGCUGAUUGGGGCGCUCAAGGAGCGCACCCACCACAUGGAGCGGGCCGUCGAGUCCGAGCAGAAGGGCAAGGCAGCCUUGGCCGCCACCGUGGAGGAGCUCAAAGCCACCCUGGCCAGUGACCAGAUCGAGAUGAAUCGCCUGAAGGCCCAGCUGGAGAACGAGAAGCAGAAGGUGGCGGAGCUGUACUCUAUCCAUAACUCUGGAGACAAGUCUGACAUUCAGGACCUCCUGGAGAGCGUCAGGCUGGACAAGGAGAAAGCAGAGACUCUGGCCAGUAGCCUGCAGGAAGACCUGGCCCACACCCGGAAUGAUGCCAACCGGCUGCAGGACGCCAUUGCAAAGGUAGAAGACGAAUACCGAGCCUUCCAAGAGGAAGCUAAGAAGCAAAUAGAAGAUCUGAACAUGACCUUAGAAAAACUACGAUCAGAGCUGGAAGAAAAAGAGACAGAAAGGAGUGACAUGAAAGAAACGAUCUUUGAACUUGAAGACGAAGUGGAACAGCACCGGGCGGUGAAGCUUCACGACAACCUCAUCAUCUCGGACUUAGAGAAUACGGUUAAAAAACUCCAGGACCAAAAGCAUGACAUGGAAAGAGAGAUCAAGACCCUGCACAGGCGACUGCGGGAGGAAUCAGCGGAAUGGCGGCAGUUCCAGGCUGAUCUGCAGACCGCGGUGGUCAUCGCUAAUGACAUCAAGUCUGAAGCCCAAGAGGAGAUUGGUGACCUGAAGCGCCGCUUACAUGAAGCUCAAGAGAAAAACGAGAAGCUCACGAAAGAAUUGGAGGAAAUAAAGUCACGCAAGCAGGAGGAGGAGCGUGGCCGGGUGUAUAACUACAUGAAUGCUGUGGAGAGAGACCUGGCGGCCCUGAGGCAGGGCAUGGGGCUGAGCAGAAGGUCCUCGACGUCCUCGGAGCCGACGCCCACGGUGAAGACCCUCAUCAAGUCCUUCGACAGCGCGUCGCAAGUGCCCAGCCCCGCCGCGGCAGCGAUGCCCCGGACGCCUCUGAGCCCAAGCCCCAUGAAGACGCCCCCUGCGGCCGCCGUCCCCCCCAUGCAGAGACAUUCCAUCAGUGGACCGAUCUCCACGUCCAAACCCCUGACAGCCCUCUCAGAUAAGAGACCAAACUACGGGGAGAUCCCUGUGCAAGAGCAUCUACUGAGAACGUCUUCGACCAGCCGACCUGCUUCUCUGCCGAGAGUGCCUGCCAUGGAGAGCGCAAAGACCAUCUCAGUGUCCAGACGAAGCAGCGAGGAGAUGAAGCGCGACGUGCCUGCUCCCGAGGGCGCGUCGCCCGCCGCGCUCAUGGCCAUGGGGGCCGCCUCGCCGCAGCUCUCGCUCUCCUCCUCGCCCACGGCCUCCGUGACCCCCACUGCCCGGAGCCGCAUCAGGGAAGAAAGGAAGGAUCCUCUGUCGGCCUUGGCAAGAGAAUAUGGGGGGUCCAAGAGGAACGCCUUGCUGAAGUGGUGUCAGAAGAAAACCGAGGGCUAUCAGAACAUCGACAUCACCAACUUCAGCAGCAGCUGGAACGAUGGGCUGGCCUUCUGCGCCCUCCUGCACACCUACCUCCCCGCGCACAUCCCCUACCAGGAGCUCAACAGCCAGGACAAGCGGAGGAACUUCACGCUGGCCUUCCAGGCGGCCGAAAGCGUCGGCAUCAAGUCCACACUGGACAUCAACGAGAUGGUGCGGACCGAGCGGCCUGACUGGCAGAAUGUGAUGCUCUACGUGACCGCCAUCUACAAAUACUUCGAGACCUGAGCGCCCGCGGCCCAUCACCGGGGCCAGCGCCUGCCGCUCCGUGCCCGGCGAGCUUCCUGCACCCGGCCGCCCGCCCCGUGGGGACUCGGCCCGGGGCACGCAGCUUCCUGCGCCCGCGGCUCCAGGGGGCACCUCAGCCGCCCACCUGAGACCCGGGUCGGGAGCCUGCCAGGACCCGCCCGCCCCCUGCCCCCAGGCUCCCGCUCGCAGACAUGUCGGCUGCCCUCCAGCUCCAGGGGCCUGGAAACGCGGUGCCAGCUUCAGGGUCCUGACAGAGGAGUCCUCCACAAGCAGUUCUUGAGUUAAAAAGUGUUUUUUUCUUAUGAGCGAUAUUGGGGGGAAGAGCGCCUGUUCUCUCAGUACCAAAGUUAAAUCGUUUUACUAAGCAUAGUGAUGAAACAGCGUCCGGACGUGAGGCGGUGAAAGCCAGGACCAGCGUCACGAGAAACAGGAGGAAAAGCUGAGUGAGCCGAGGCCCAGACACUGCGACUUCAGCCCCUGAGGCGCUCGGACAUGGCCUGCCUCCGGCGGGUGGACGAAAGUGCCUUAGCUCUGCAGUCCGGGCCGGUGACCAGCUUCAGCCCGUCCUGGGGCCCCGGAGCCGCUGGGGUGACCCGCGUCCAGAACCCAGACUGACACGGGCCCACAACCCCGGGGCUCGGAGCGAGGAGGCAGCCGGGUGCCGCACAUUGCGGCUCCAUGAGGCGGGAGGCUCUGGACCAGGGCGCGGACGGGCCGCCAGGCGGGCAGACGUGGCGGGACGGGCCGCUGCCCCCGCUCAGCAGCUCCGCCUGGGGAGGCUUUGGCUGAAGCGCCGUUGUCAGCCGUGAGCAGCGCCCGGCCGCAGCCCAGGGGCCCCCGAGGACGCCUGCCGGCCGCCCUGCCAAGCCUGCCCUUGCGUCGGCCCUGCAGGCGCUGCUGGGCCCGCCCGUGGCCGUUGGGGAGGAGGGCCGCCCUGCACGUCUCUCCGCUCGGCUCCUCCCCCACGCUCGGGGCCGCCUGCGUGCCGGCCUGUGGCUGCGAUUGAGCCUAUUAAGCGGGGACCGCUUUCCUGACCGGUGGAGACCUCCCAGGGUCUGCAGGCCGCUUGCUGUCCCUGGUGGCGCCCGCUGCAGGGCCCUGGGGUGGGGGCCCCGGUGUCCCCAGGGGAGGGCCCGGCUUCGGCCCAGGGCUGGUGGGGCUGCGAGGGCUCUCCCGGGGGCCCUGCUGCCCCUGAUGACAGCCCAUGUAGCCAGGCCCUCGGUGCACACGGGGUCCCGUGAGGAGGCUGCAGGAGGCCCGUUGGGACUGCCGGCUCUAAGGGGCGGUCUGGAUGGCCUGGUCCCGGACAUGCUGCUGGGCCCAGCCUGCCUGCAGCCAGGGUGCCAGGGGCCGCCUGCCUCCUCCCACCAAGCACAAGCUUCCUGCAAAAGGACCCGUGGGCUUUCUCUUGACAACAGGAUUCUGCUGACUGGAUGAUACCCUAAAUUUUGUUGUAUUAAAUACUCUUGAAUGUAUUAAAAGUGUUGUAACACA